GAACGAGCGUCCAUGUUGGUGAUCCUGUUGAACUGUGUAACCUUGGGCAUGUUCCAUCCUUGUGAGGACAUCGACUGCAACUCUGACAGAUGUAAAAUCCUCCAGGAUUUUGACGACUUUAUCUUUGCAUUCUUUGCCAUUGAGAUGGUGAUCAAGAUGGUGGCUCUGGGGAUUUUUGGAAAGAAAUGUUACCUUGGAGACACGUGGAAUCGCUUGGACUUCUUCAUAGUGAUAGCUGGGAUGUUGGAGUAUUCCCUCAACCUGCAGAAUGUCAGCUUUUCAGCAGUGAGGACAGUCCGAGUGCUGAGGCCACUGAGGGCCAUCAACAGAGUGCCAAGUAUGCGUAUCCUAGUUACCCUGCUGCUCGACACUCUGCCCAUGCUGGGCAACGUGCUGUUGCUUUGCUUCUUUGUCUUCUUCAUCUUUGGCAUCGUAGGAGUCCAGCUGUGGGCCGGCCUGCUCAGGAAUCGCUGCUUUGUGGAGGACAACUUUUCUUUCCCUCUGUCUGCGGAGCUUGAAAAAUACUACCACACCGAAAAUGACGAUGAGAACCCCUUUAUCUGCUCUCAGCCCAGAGAGAAUGGCAUGAGGGACUGUAACUCAGUGCCCAAGCUCUUUGAUGAGGCAGGUCUGCAGUGCAACCUCGACAUGUACUCCUACAACAGCACUGAUAAUACCACCUGUGUUAACUGGAACCAGUACUACAACAACUGCUCUGCUGGUCUAGUUAACCCCUUCAAAGGGGCUAUCAACUUUGACAACAUCUGCUACGCCUGGAUUGCCAUUUUUCAGGUGAUCACUCUAGAAGGCUGGGUGGACAUCAUGUAUUUCGUCAUGGAUGCUCACUCUUUCUACAACUUCAUCUAUUUCAUCUUACUAAUUAUCAUUGGCUCAUUCUUCAUGAUCAACCUCUGCCUGGUAGUCAUUGCCACUCAGUUCUCAGAAACCAAGCAAAGAGAGAGUCAGCUGAUGAAGGAACAGAGGGUGCGCUUCAUGUCCAACGCCAGCACCCUGGCCUCCCUCUCUGAGCCCGGUUCUUGCUACGAUGAGCUUCUCAAGUACCUUGUCCAUGUGGUCCGCAAGGGGGUGAAACAAGUGGCCCACAUUUGCAGGUUCAUAGCACGGCGUGCAGGGAUCAAUAUUGCUGCAUCUCCACCGCCGGUGGAACCCCAGCAGAGGCAGAGCCAGAGGAGGAGGAGGAAAUCCUCAAGGCAGGGGUCAUUGUCUGUUUACCACAUGGUGUACCCUCACCCGCACUACCACUACCAUCUUGGGAAUGGCAGUGUGAGACCAGGAGGGAACAUCAGAUGUCUGGAAGGUCAGGAUGUGGACCCAUCUUCUCAUAACAAUGUAGGGCCAACAACCUGUAGUGUCAACCUUACUUUAGCUCCACCGCCCCACUCAGUAAUAACAGCAACCUCUGACACCAAUCUAGCGGGAUGUGUUGAUUCACACCCGACUCUUGGUGUACUCAAACAAGAAACUCUUUGCUGCACGCCCUCAACUGCAAACCUCUGGCAGACCCCAAGCUCAAUCUCCAUUACUCCAGUGUUCACGUCAAGGGCGAUGAAGAGGAACUCUGUGCCCUUUACUGCUCCCGGUCCUAAGAAUUACCCCACUCUUCAGGCCAGAGCUCUAGCAGAGUCAAGAAGAGGGAGUAUGACAACCAGUACUCUCACAAAUAUCAGCCUUAACAUCCCGCCAAUGUCCUACGGGAGAAGGCGGCAGAGCCUGGCGGACACCCACAACCCGUCAGCUGCAGCCCAGCCCUCUUGCCAGCUGUCAGCUCGUGACCUCAGCACCAUGAGCAGUGCCAUGGACAUGGCUGGGUUUACAUUGGACCCUGAAAGUUGCCCUUACUGCGCAAAGGCCCUCACCAAUGAGUCCGAUGCUGGCACAGAGACACCGGGAGACUCUGACAGCGAGGGUGUUUAUGAGUUUAACCAAGACACGCGCCGCAGAGACAGGCGGGACAGUCGACAGCCCAGGAAAAAGCCCUUCAGGCUGGGUAAAACAGCUGGAAAGGUCGUGCACUUCUGGAGGUUGGUGUGUGAUACGUUCAGGAAGAUCGUUGAUAGCAAGUACUUUGGACGAGGAAUCAUGAUUGCCAUCCUGAUCAAUACUCUCAGCAUGGGAAUCGAGUAUCACGAACAGCCUGAUGAACUGACCAAUGCCUUGGAGAUCAGUAACAUUGUGUUCACCAGCCUCUUCUCCCUCGAGAUGCUGUUGAAAGUAUUAGUCUAUGGGCCUUUUGGAUAUAUUAAGAACCCCUACAAUAUUUUUGAUGGCAUCAUUGUGGUCAUCAGCGUAUGGGAAAUCGUGGGUCAACAAGGUGGUGGUUUGUCUGUGCUGAGGACCUUCCGGCUCAUGAGGGUGCUGAAGCUGGUCCGAUUCAUGCCGGCCCUGCAGAGACAACUGGUGGUCCUGAUGAAGACCAUGGACAACGUGGCCACUUUCUGCAUGUUGCUUAUGCUCUUUAUCUUCAUCUUCAGUAUUCUGGGGAUGCAUCUGUUUGGUUGUAAAUUUGGUUCAGAGCGGGAUGGAGACACCCUUCCAGACAGGAAAAACUUUGACUCUCUUCUCUGGGCCAUUGUGACUGUUUUCCAAAUCUUGACCCAAGAAGACUGGAACAAGGUAUUAUAUAACGGCAUGGCGUCAACAACUCCAGUCGCAGCUCUCUACUUCAUCGCCCUCAUGACCUUCGGUAACUACGUUCUGUUCAACCUGCUGGUGGCCAUCUUGGUUGAAGGCUUCCAAACUGAGGAAGUGACCAAGCGGGAGGACUUGCAUGCCCAACUGGGUCUAAUUCAGCUGCCUGUAGAUGCAGGGGGUGAUGCUUCUAAAACAGGUUCCGAGAUUGCGUCCUGUGCACCCAGUAUGGAGGAUGUUAAUGGCAGUAAGAGGGAUUUAUCAGCAUCUGCAGUAGUACCUGUAAAUGGCCAUGUGGAUCUGAAGACCAGCCUGACUCCUCCACUAAUAACUCACACGGCAGCCACUCCAAUGCCUAUACCUAAGUUGCCCAAUGCGGGUGACCCCAUCCAGGGUUAUGAGUCCCGCCGAGGCAGCUGUGUCUCCAUUGACCCAUCUUGCUGUGACAAGUCACCGACCAGAGCCCGGUGUGCUUCCCCUUAUGCACCUUGGAGCACAGGCAGUGGCCGCAACAGCCGGCGAUCCAGCUGGAACAGCCUAGGUCGCGCCCCAUCCCUCAAACGCCAGAAGCGGCAAUCUGGGGAGCGACAGUCACUGUUAUCAGAAGAAGGAGGCACAAGCUCUGAAGAAGGUGAGGCUGGAGGAGAGGGAGGUGGUGGCUUGAUCGAAGAGGACGACGCCUCCUUGGCCAGGACAGACUCCUUGUCCCAGUCGCACAGGGAGACCUGCCACCGCAGAAUGGAGUCAAUGGAGACUCGGAGCUCCAUGGAUUUGCCUCCCGACGCUCUACUGCAGGUGCCGUACCUGUACCGUUCAGCUAGCAUGCACAGCUCGAGACCCCCUUUGCCGGGUUCCUUCAGGCCUGCAGAGCACACCGACUGCAAUGGGAAGGGCACAUCCACACUCUUGGGCCCCACGCAUGUCUCAUUGGAGGAGAACACCGAAGAUGAAAAUCCUGAUGAAGAGGCCAAUCUGGGUCGUCUUGCCAGAUUGUUUCGCUGGUUAGAAAGGAAACAACCUGAGUGGUGUCGACAAAGGGACACCUGGUCGCUCUACCUCUUCUCGCCAGAGUCAAGGUUUCGUUUUGUGUGCAAAAAAACCAUCAACCACAAGAUGUUCGACCAUGUGGUGUUGGUGAUCAUCUUCCUCAACUGCAUUACUAUUGCGAUGGAGCGGCCUCGCAUCGACCCCACCAGUGCUGAACGGAUCUUCCUAACAUUAUCCAACUACAUAUUCACAGCAAUCUUUGUGACUGAGAUGACCAUAAAGAUUGUGGCUUUGGGUUGGUGCUUUGGUGACAAAGCCUACCUGAGAAGCAGCUGGAACAUUUUGGAUGGGAUGUUGGUGAUGAUAUCCGUAAUCGACAUCCUGGUCUCUUUAAUCUCCAACUCUGGUACUAAGAUCCUCGGCAUGCUCCGGGUGCUUAGGCUGCUGCGUACUCUCCGGCCUCUGCGUGUCAUCAGCAGAGCGCCAGGUCUCAAACUGGUAGUUGAGACCCUGAUGUCUUCAUUGAAGCCUAUCGGCAACAUUGUGGUCAUCUGUUGUGCCUUCUUCAUAAUCUUUGGUAUCCUCGGCGUACAGCUCUUCAAAGGCAAGUUCUUCGUUUGUCAAGGAGAGGAUGUAAGGAACAUCACAAACAGGUCAGACUGUUUACAAGCCAGCUACAGAUGGGUCAGACACAAGUACAACUUUGACAACCUGGGACAGGCCUUGAUGUCUCUAUUUGUUUUGGCAUCAAAAGACGGCUGGGUGGAUAUUAUGUAUGAUGGACUAGAUGCUGUAGGAGUAGACCAACAGCCAGUAAUGAACUACAAUCCAUGGAUGUUGCUGUACUUCAUCUCCUUCCUCUUGAUCGUGGCCUUCUUUGUGCUCAACAUGUUUGUGGGCGUCGUGGUGGAGAACUUCCAUAAGUGUCGACGGCACCAGGAAGCAGAGGAGGCCAAGCGCAGGGAGGAGAAGAGACUGAAACGCAUGGAGAAAAAGAGACGGAAAGCUCAGAGUAAACCAUACUACUCCGAUUACUCUCCCACCCGUUUGAUUAUCCACAAGAUGUGCACGAGCCACUACCUGGACCUCUUCAUCACCAUCGUCAUCGGGCUCAACGUCAUCACAAUGUCCAUGGAGCACUACCAACAGCCGAAGGAAUUGGAUGAAGCAUUGAAGAUCUGUAACUACGUCUUCACUCUCAUCUUUGUUCUGGAGUCAGUCUUCAAAUUGGUUGCCUUUGGCUUUCGCCGCUUCUUUAAGGACAAGUGGAACCAGCUGGAUCUAGCCAUCGUGCUGCUGUCCAUCAUGGGCAUCACCCUGGAAGAAAUCGAGGUCAACGCCUCCCUGCCCAUUAACCCAACCAUAAUCCGCAUCAUGAGAGUGCUGAGGAUUGCACGAGUACUGAAACUCCUGAAGAUGGCGGUGGGGAUGCGGGCGUUGCUGGACACCGUUAUGCAAGCCCUGCCUCAGGUGGGAAAUCUUGGUCUUCUCUUCAUGCUCCUCUUCUUCAUCUUUGCAGCCUUGGGAGUGGAGCUGUUUGGUGACUUGAUUUGUGAUGAACUGCACCCGUGCGAGGGCUUGGGACGCUAUGCAACAUUUAAAAACUUUGGGAUGGCAUUUCUGCUGCUCUUCAGAGUUUCAACUGGAGACAACUGGAAUGGCAUCAUGAAGGACACUUUACGGGACUGUGCCCAUGAGUCGAGUACCUGCUACAACACUGUCGUCUCGCCGAUCUACUUCGUCUCCUUCGUCUUGACCGCUCAGUUCGUCCUGGUCAACGUCGUCAUCGCUGUCCUGAUGAAGCACCUGGAAGAGAGCAAUAAGGAGGCCAAGGAAGAGGCGGAGAUGGAGGCAGAGUUAGAGCUUGAGCUACAUGGCGAUGGGGGAGACAUUGCAACAAGGUCGCCCCGGCUCAAUCCUCUCACACUGGGCGUGGACAGGUCCACUUCUGGGGGUUCACCCUGGAGGUCUGCUGGAGGUGCAGAUACAAGACAGGAAAGUGGCAGUCUUAUGGACUCACCCACUGUUGAUAUACCUAGAGACCCCGUAAAUGUGAUAGAAGAGCCUCCCUCAGGCCUGGAGCCCCCUCAGGAGGGUUCAAUUGAGGGGGAGCUGAGUUUGAUGGACAACUUGUCUGGCUCUGUGUGCCACCACUACGCACUUGCACCCAAGGCCAGCAAGUACGACACCAGCAAAAAGAUCCCUCUAGCUGAGAUGGAAGCUCUGUCUCUGGCCUCUGAGAAAUCCUGGUCCCAAGCUCUGACAGAGGAUUCGGUCGCUGACGAUUUUAAUCCCCUCUCUCUAAGCAGCCUGGAAUGCAAUACCGAGCAGCCGGACCCGGGGGAGGCUUGGGAGGACAACCUGCUGAGUGUCAGGAAACCCACAGUGGGACGCACCCACUCCCUCCCCAACGACAGCUACAUGUUCUUCCCCCGGCAGGCCUUCGGUCAGCCCACUGCCGCAGCUUCAGUGCAGCUUCUCGCACAGACACCUCGGCCCCAGCACAUAUUGGGCUCCCAUCGGGCCCAGUCAGGCUCCAGUGCUUCUGUGCGUUCCCAACCUGAAGACUUUUCCCAACGACUGACCAUUCCCACCGACCUCUUCAGACCCAUCAGCCCCCACAGCCACUCGGACUCUGAGAGUAUACCGCGACUACCCCCCCCAAGACGCACACAUGCGGUGAGCCGCAAGCUCCGCAGACAGGUCGCGGUGUCUACUGAUUCCCAGGAGGCCCUGUGUUCAGAUGAGAGGGAAAGCAGUGAAGGACUUGGCAAUGUAGCUUCUCUUGGCCUCCCUCCAUCUUCCUCUGCCUCCUCUUCCACCUCCUCCUCUUCCACCUCUUCACCCUUACCCUUCUCCCACCAGCAGGAGCAGCAGCCUGCAUUCUGUCUGGUUCCCCCCACACCCGGCGCCUCCCCUAAACCUUCACGGUCCAGCAGUGUGCACACCCAGCUACGCGACCAGCACUGCCUCGACUCCUGCUCGCCUUGCUUGUCCCGUCCGUGGGUGGAGCAACAAAACCAGGCCUCCGCGGAUCAGGAAGUGUCCCUCAUUAAUGGCGGAGGGUUGACAGAAAGUAAUGACAUCACGAGACAAGAUGAUGAACUCGGUAGUGGCAGCAGUAUUGGAGUUAAAGAGGGUUACAAAAACAAUGCGGACUGCCAAGAAAGCGGGAGUACUUGUUUGAGGCCGUUGAAGAGGUUUCACAGUGUUGACACACAAGGCCGCAGCGUUCUCCUCCCCCAUUCUCGCCCUCAUUCUUGGUUGGAUGACUCACGGCGCCAUUCGGUGGAGGUUUGCUCCGUGGUGGAGGCCGGUCCCCAGUACAGCACCACGUCCACUUCCUCCGGUUUCGUGUCGCAGACUGAUAGUCUGCAAAUCCACAGCCAGACUUCCACUCAGAUCUCACUGCCCUCACCUCGGCGUAAGAAGAAGAUGAGCCCUCCCUGCAUCUCUGUGGACCCUCCUGAUAGUUCGGAGACCCAGUCCAGCCUCUACCCAGGCCUAGGAAGCUUAGGGUUAGUGGGCUUAGGGUUGCCACCUCCCCUGCCUAACCGGGACACCUUCCUGAGGAGGAGAGCGCCCUCUAGUGACUCCAAGGACUCCGUUGACCUUGGCGUUCAGGAUUCAGGACAGGACGGUGGUGCUACGAACACCAACCCCAAGCUACUGACGCUUCCCAGUUUCUCCUUUGAGAAAGCCAGCGCUGAGCACUGAUCACUGAUACGCAAACACGCAAGGACACACCAUAAGGUGGAACGCAGAAGCUGAUGCACUUUGUGUAUCAUUGGUGGUGAUAGACAUAGUAAUAAUGAUAUAGAGAGUAAUAUUGGUUAAACCACAAAAACAAAACAAAAAUGAAAAAAAAACUGAAACAUCCUUGGUUCCUUUUUGGAGCUGUGCUGUAGUAGUGUUACCGGCCUUCGUCUUUGUAUUUUUUACCGCCAACCUACUGGACAGGAGGGCAAACGGGACACAGGACCGCCCCUCGUCAUGCCGGUGGCUGCCGUUUGACCUAAUAACCUAUGGAGUGACAUCACGAGAUGACACCACCUUCAGUUGCCGUUAGAACUUUUCUGGCAUUUCACAGGGUCGACUUUGACCGCUCAUUGGAGGUACAAAGCAAUAUGAACGUUUUAGAGGCACUAUUUUCUUAAAUUAUUGGGACAUAGUGUUUGUACAGGGCGUUGUAGUUUUUUUUCUUUGUUUUGUUAUUUUAAUGUGAUUUUUUUUUUUUUUCUCAGGCUUAGGGUCUAAAUGGUUUGUUUGUCUUUUUUCCACUUGAGUUUGUUUUUAGCUUUUUGGGGGGUUUUAUUGAGGAAAGUAAGUGUUUUUCAAAGUGCUGAGAACUAUGUAUUUGUAGGAAUAAUAUAUAAAUCUAUACAUAUACAAAAAAAAGUCAUUAAACAAAGCUUGGAUUUUUAAGCACACUCAUUUAAACAUCAGUUGUCAGAUGAAGAGAGAAAGGUGCAUUUGGUGUAUUUUCAUGGAUUUUGUAAUGCAAAACAUAAGGUAGAAAAAAACUUUUUUUUUUGCAUUUGUAUUUCACGUCAUACUACAACUCCAGAUUUGACAUGACAGCUUUGAAACUAUGUUUAAAGAUUAAAAAAAGGGGGGAAUACCAAAUCUUGUUUGACUUGUGUGAUGCUGAAAAUGAAAAGCACAUUAUUUCAUGUUUUGCCUCAUGAACCUUAUAUCGUAUGUAUUUAUUUAUUUUUCAAAAUAAACACUGAUUUGAACUUG
Messenger RNA from Syngnathoides biaculeatus (alligator pipefish), 8379 nucleotides. It is a transcript of the gene cacna1g, whose product is annotated as calcium channel, voltage-dependent, T type, alpha 1G subunit. NCBI's taxonomy places the organism in Eukaryota, Metazoa, Chordata, Actinopteri, Syngnathiformes, Syngnathidae. The record is from RefSeq and is a predicted model, not a curated record. Gene Ontology annotation, cellular component: voltage-gated calcium channel complex; neuron projection; voltage-gated sodium channel complex. Bases 13 to 7353 code for a protein of 2446 amino acids. Gene Ontology annotation, biological process: calcium ion import; neuronal action potential; positive regulation of calcium ion-dependent exocytosis. Gene Ontology annotation, molecular function: voltage-gated sodium channel activity; low voltage-gated calcium channel activity. The transcript has 37 exons.